Messenger RNA from Brenthis ino (lesser marbled fritillary), 606 nucleotides. The record is from the annotation of a GenBank genome assembly. NCBI's taxonomy places the organism in Eukaryota, Metazoa, Arthropoda, Insecta, Lepidoptera, Nymphalidae.
AUGAAUGAUAUGUUUUUGCCACCAUUAGAUGAAAAUAUAUCAAGCGAAUCAGAAGAAAUUCCUGAAAAAACAACAAAAACUUUUGAUUGGCAUUUCGAAUAUUUAAAUGUAAAUAAAAAAUUUCAUGAUGUAAAAGAGUUUAAUGAAAUAACAAAACUACUGAAUAACGCCACAAGAAGAUACAAUGGUAAAUACUACGGUUUUAAUGACCCCGAGGACUCUACGUGGUGGUGGUUCUGGCAAAAUGGUCACGAGGCAGAAAAAAAAGAGAAGCUAGUAAGUUUAAACAUACAAUUUUUGGUCCAUACAAGAUAUCAAAUUAAGAAAACGUUGAAUAUAAAAGAUGAGAUACGAAUGGACAAACGGUACAAAAUUGGUUAUUUAUGCAAUAGAUUAAGGAGAAUCAAGUAUGAGCAACAAAAAUUAGUAAGUUACGCGGUUGAACAGGAAAAAUCUAAAUUUCGUGAACUGACCUCGCUACUAACACUGUAUGAGAAGAUGGUGAGAUAUGACGUCGAUAUCGGAGACACUAUCAAGUGGAUACAAGAAAUAGAUAAAGAACCACCUCAAAAUAUUCAGAUGCCAGGGAUAACAAGGCCAUCAAUG